AUGGUAGAUAUUGCGCGUCUUUGUCGCUUCAUUAUACGCGAUGAUUUUGGUGACAUUGUGGCGAAAAUAGCAAAAGUAUUAUUAGAAAAAGGACGACUCUCUCUCCCUUCAAUUCGUCGCUUCACAAAACUCGAUGUCAAGAGUAUUAAAGAAAAUCUCGUAAUUCUCAUGCAACAUAAUAUGGUGUAUUAUGCUGAAAUAACGGAAAACAACCGAACUAUCGUGUAUUAUCAUAUUGAUGUGCGAGAGAUUCUUGCUAGACAAAGAAUUGGGUUAUACCUGUGGCAUUCAAAGAAUUUGCAUAAUGUUGAGCUGGCACCGGCAAUUAUUCAUUAUAUACUGUUGAACGGAAAAGGAACAAUAAAAGGAGUUCUGAGUCAUUAUUUUCAUGAGAAAAACAUUGAAGGACAGGAAUUGACAAAAAAUAUAACAGUCAUAAAACGAUCUUUUGAAAAAUUAAUAAGAGAACGCUAUUUGAUUCCUGUAUUCCGCGAAGAUACCAUAUCGGCGUUGGAUAAGAGAAAUGAACAAGAACAGAAAGCAUUGAUUGAAAGGCAACUUAUUCUACCGACAAAGAAAGAGAUGUCGGAUAUCAGAUCUAAAAUUGAUAAUGAUAUACGAAACGCAGAUAAAGCAGCUCAGAGUUCUUUGAAGCGAAAGGCUGAUGAUAAUUUAGAAUCUUCGGAGCCUAAUAAGAUGCAAAAAACCGAUGAAGGUUUUGAU
Ambispora leptoticha is the source of this 723-nucleotide messenger RNA. The record is from the annotation of a GenBank genome assembly. Lineage: Eukaryota; Fungi; Glomeromycota; Glomeromycetes; Archaeosporales; Ambisporaceae.